UAAACACUCUGAUAAAGUACAGACACUUGAAAAAUGUACUUUUAAAGCAGAGUAGAAAUACUUCACUACUGUCCGCCUCUGUCAGUAAGUUACUGUUAAUUUGACAAUAAACCUUUUACAGUGUGCUCUUUGAGCAUGGAAAGUUGCGAGUUGUUUUUUUUUUUUUUUACAAGCUCAAAGUUCACGGUCAGCUCUAACAGGUGUAGCACUUCCAAUCCAUCUGUGUCCACCUGCAGCUCACGGGUUUGGCUUCCCCGCUUGCUUCUGCGAGUGUCACAGAGGUGUCUGGUGACCACUGCUCUCUCUCAUCUCACACUCACACUCAACUAAUGGACUGCUUUGCCCCUCCCCUCCGAUUCUCCAUCUCGGACUGGGAGGUAGUGAGAGGAGGAGAGGAGGCAACAGCCCACCAUUCCCCUGGGCCCUGCUACACGGCUCAAUAGCUCAGCUCCUGGAUGGGAUCAUAACCCUGAGUGCUGGCCAAGAGAAGAGCCACUUUUCCACACAUCCAGAGUUCCUGCUGCAGGGUGGAGUUUCUCCCAGGAUAACAAACUCACUCGAACCCCACCAUGGCUGACCGUAAGGUGGCCCCGGUUGUGGUUUUGCUUUUCGUCCUGGUCGCACCAGCCCUGUGCGGAUGCCCAAGUGCCUGCCGCUGCUCCUUCGCCAUGCUUCAAUGCCUGGAGCCGGACGGAAUCACCAGCAUCCCUGCGCUGGCGGCGCAGGAGAGCGAAAACGUCACUGAAAUCUACAUAGAGAGUCAAACCAACCUGGAGAACAUCACAGACGUAGACCUCGCCAACUACAGAGAACUGAAGAACCUGACGGUCACAUAUUGUGGGUUGCUGUACAUCUCUGAAAAUGCCUUCCAGCAUAAUUUCAAGCUGCAGUAUGUAAACCUGGCCUCUAAUUUACUGGUGCACAUCAGUUGGAGGGUGUUCCAGUCGGUCCCUCUGUUGAGUCUAAUCUUGAGGGACAAUCCGCUCACCUGCUCAUGUGACAUUUACUGGCUUCAGCAGUGGCACAGAAGAAGACAAAGCGACACUGAUUCUCAACAAACCUGCAUCCAUAAUGGCAACAGCAUUCAGCUGGAUUCAUUUGAAAUGGAUAACUGCAGUAUUCCUGAGGUCACAAUUCACCCAUCGACACUGACCACUCAGGAAAGUGGAAAUCUGACAUUUACCUGUCUGGUGACCGGAGUACCAACACCGAUGAUCCGCUGGAGAACAGAGCACCUACAGUCCAACUGGACCCUGCAGCGAGGGAUCUGGGGAUCAAGCCUGGAGCUGAUUCUGUACAUGAGGAACGUGUCUUCUGGAGACAACCUGCACAACCUCACCUGUGAGGCGGAGAAUCGCGCUGGAAUGGGAGAAGCUGUGGUGCAGCUGGACAUCGAAUUUCCAGUGCGGAUCUUGUUCCUAAAGGACCCAGAGCCACAACAUCACUGGUGUUUCCCAUUCGCUGUGGACAGCAAUCCUCCUGCCAGCAUCAGAUGGCUGUACAACAACCUUCCUCUCCUCGAAACACGCUACACCUACACCGAACUGAUCCGAGACGCGGCCGACGGCUCCAUUCAACACGGCUGUCUGUUCCUCAACAAGCCCACACACCUCAACAACGGCAACUACACGCUCAUCGUGGAAAAUAAACUGGGCAGAGACCAGGCUACAGGCUACGGGAAGUUCAUGGACAAUCCUUUUGACCCCUUUGACCCAGAGGGCAUCAUUCCUGUCCUAACCGAUAACCCAACAGCUCCCACUAACCAAUCAACGGAGACGGAGAAACUGGAGACCAGAGUGUUUGGGGUGUCAGUAGCGGUGGGUCUUGCUGUAUUCGCAUGCACAUUUCUGCUCAUCAUGGUUGUCGUCAUUAAUAAAUGUGGACAGCACUCCAAGUUUGGCAUCCACCGUUCAUCUGUUCUAGGCACUGAGGAUGAUUUGGCCGUAUCUCUUCGCUUCAUGAACUUCGGUGCAAGUCCUCCAUCUUCAGAUGAUGGCACGCUGGAUUCUGGCUUGUCCAGUUUUGUAGAGAACCCGCAGUACUUCUGUGGCAUCAUCAAAGAUAAAGACAUGUGUGUUCAGCACAUUAAAAGAAAAGACAUUGUUUUGAAGUGGGAACUGGGUGAAGGAGCUUUUGGCAAGGUGUACCUGGCGGAAUGUGCCAACCUCUGUCCUGAUACUGACAAGAUGCUGGUUGCUAUCAAGACCCUGAAAGUUGCCAACGAGUCCACCCGGCAGGACUUCCAGCGCGAGGCCGAGCUGCUCACGGUGCUGCAGCAUGAACACAUAGUGCGGUUCUACGGCGUGUGUACAGACGGAGAACCUCUGGCCAUGGUGUUUGAGUACAUGCGACACGGAGACCUCAACCGCUUUCUAAGGGCUCACGGUCCAGAUGCUCGUAUCCUGGAUGAGAUGAAGGUUCCUCCGAUGGGUCAGUUGACUCUUCCUCAGAUGCUCCACAUCGCAGCUCAGAUCGCCUCGGGCAUGGUGUACCUCGCUUCCCUUCAUUUCGUCCACAGAGACCUGGCCACCAGGAACUGUUUGGUCGGAGAAGGUCUGGUGGUGAAGAUCGGGGACUUUGGGAUGUCGAGAGACAUUUACAGCACUGAUUACUACAGGGUCGGUGGGAGGACGAUGCUGCCCAUUCGCUGGAUGCCACCAGAAAGCAUCAUGUACAGGAAAUUCACCACAGAGAGUGACAUCUGGAGCUUUGGAGUGGUCCUUUGGGAAAUCUUCACCUACGGCAAACAACCCUGGUAUCAGCUGUCUAACAGUGAGGCCAUUGAGUGUAUCACACAGGGGCGAGAGCUUGAACGGCCACGCACCUGCCCAAAGGAAGUACAUCUCCUCAUGCAGGGCUGCUGGCAGAGAGAACCGCAGCAGAGGCUCGUCAUCAAGGACAUCUACAACCGCCUCGUGGCCCUCGUCAAGAACCCGCCUGUCUAUCUGGACAUCCUGGAGUAACAGCACCCUGAUCGGACCUGCAUGGAAAAGACAUACUUCUGGACGCAGGCUGCUUGAGGAGGAAAAUCAGUGGUGGGUUUUGGAUGGACACAAUUCACAAACUGUCUCAGAUGUGCAGUAUGAACGUUUCCGGUGUUUGUUGUGUAUGUUUUAAUCCACUGGAGGUGUAAGAUUGUGUCCAUGUGGUUAAAUUAAAAAAAAUAAUAAUACAAAUAAAAAAUAAGAGAAAUGGACUGAGUAAAUGGACAGUGGAUACUCUGAAUAUGCAUUAGUGGAAAUUGCUCAUGGAUCGUCAUGACUCACCCUGAAGAGACACUUGAUUUUCUAUAUGAGGAUACUGAUGUCAUGGUCUUAUAAUUAAAGGUCAUUAAAGGUGAAGUGUGUAAUUUUUCUCAAUCCAGUCUAAUAUGCAGACAUUGUAGGCUGAUUUUCUUAAUAAAUGUAAAAACUGUGGCUCUGUUUGUUAGAGCAUCCCACCCAGCCUGACAUAGCAACAGCCUCAACCAAUGGCAUGGGUUUGGGGGUGGGACUUUCUGUUUGUUUGACCAAUGAGGAGAGUGGAAACCUGGGCUUGUAUUACAGAAUCAUCCAAACUCAUAAUCCUAUUUUAUCUGUUUACAGGGUUUUUGCAGUAUUUAUGAAGGUAAAAUUAAAGCUUUUUAGGAACUAUUUUAGACUACCUACUGAUCACACUACAAAAAAAGUAUUUUUGUCUUACCCAGUGCAAAUGUCUAAAAGAUUCAUAAAUCAAUAAGAUGCAUUUACUUGAUAUGCAAAAUGACAAAAGAAAUCUUGUGUCUGAGAAAUUGUAUAAAAAUGAAGUGAAUUUAUGAUCGAAACAAAAACAAAUAUCUACCAGUGGCCUCAGAAAAAUAAUCUUAAUUCAAAGAAAAAAACAUUAUACCCCAUUGUUAGAUAUUUUUUCCUGCUUUAAGCAUAAAAAUUUCUCACAAAGCCAGACUUCAUACCUUCAUUUUGCAUCUCAAGUAAAUGUAUCUUGUUUUAAGAAUAUUCAGAUAUUUUCAUGGAAAACAAGAUUAAAAUACUCAGGAAGAACAUCUUUUUUUUUCUUUCUUGCAGUUCAUGCAACAUUUAAUGCCAAGAAAUACUGAAUUCAAGACUUUCCUCACUUAAUUUCACUUAGGAAUUCAAAUCUUAAAACAAGAAUCAAAGGAAUAGGAAGUUUCUGUAAUACAGCUUAAUUUAGCAUUUGGUUCUCUAAUGUCACAUUUAUUACAUACUUCACCUUUAACCAUCAUGUGCCCCCCAAACAAAGACUCUUUAAGUUGCUGUGAUUUACACAUUGUGCCAAUCUGACCGCAUUCCUUUUCUGUGUCUUGCGAUUAUGAAUAUACUACAUCAGUCUGUUAUGCGUGAUCGACACAUGCAUGUAUUGUACAUCUCUCUAUGUUGAACAGCAACAUCCUGUUAUGGCUCCGAGUUCUGCUUUAUUUUCUAUAUCAAAAGCAUCAACAAGGUCAGCAGCAACAACAGCAGUGGAAACACAUGGGCUGUGUACGGAAUAAAGUACUAACCUACUGUAUACCAUUAUUUAUUUGUAACCGUAUGAAGUAUGGAACGGAAAACUUUUCAAGCAGUUGGUGUGGCACGUUUAAGGCAAGACACUACAGGUGAAUAAUUGAGUAUAAAACUGAACAAAUCACCAUGCUUUUCCCAGUUAAUUAAUCCCAUCGCAUUAAGACAAAUGCUUUGUACAACAAGUUUUAUGAAAUAUUAUGCUUUGCUAAACAGAAAUGUGAACAUUGGAUAAAGCCAAGUUUAAAAUUCUUAAGAUUUAUACCAAACAUUUAUCCUAUUUUAUCA
Molecule: messenger RNA, 4787 nt
Organism: Onychostoma macrolepis
Lineage: Eukaryota; Metazoa; Chordata; Actinopteri; Cypriniformes; Cyprinidae
Gene: ntrk1
Product: neurotrophic tyrosine kinase, receptor, type 1
Exons: 17
Coding region: 570-2963 (797 amino acids)
Biological process (GO): nerve growth factor signaling pathway; regulation of phosphatidylinositol 3-kinase/protein kinase B signal transduction; protein phosphorylation
Cellular component (GO): plasma membrane; axon; signaling receptor complex
Molecular function (GO): ATP binding; transmembrane receptor protein tyrosine kinase activity; neurotrophin receptor activity
Source: RefSeq, a predicted model, not a curated record